GGAUCAAAAGCCCAAGGACGCGUUCUAAUUAGCGCUUGUUCAUUUCUUACAACACUCAUGAGGCCAGUGGUCUCUUACGAUGAUAUCACUCUUCCCUAUGAUUCGGUUUCUGCGGUAGUCCAAGAAACUUCUAGAAUUGCUGCUCACAAUAACAAUCGGACGUUCACAACAAAUAAAUCUUCAUCUUCGAAAAAACGUAAAAGAAAGUCGCGUCACAGCGCUGCCGCCACCUCAGGGAAUCACGGUAACAUAGGAAACAAUACUAGUUUUGACGGUGAAGAGGACGAAGAUGCAGUUUACUUGGAAGUGGAAGAAAGUAGAGAGCUUACUCAUGAGGAAAUAUGGGAUGAUUCGGCGCUCAUCGAGGCUUGGAAUGCUGCGGCGGAGGAGUACAAAGCAUAUCACGGUCCAGAUAAAGGCUGGAAAAACGAACCCGUUCACAAGUCCCCCUUCGUUGUCGAUGUCGCUGCGACAACCUCUGUCAAGGGUCCCGCCGUCAGUACCGGCACCGAGGCAGAUGUAGCAAUAGAAUCCGACUCAAAACCUCUCGAUUUUGCUACUUUUAUUCCCACUCACGAUGCUGGAUUGUCUCUUCCUGGAUCUGCACCACCUCGAAUGAUGCCAGAAGGUAGUAAUGGUGUUUCCAAACCCGAUUUAUCAUCGUAUUAUACUACCGCUCUAUCGAGCGAUCUCGGGUCCAUGGUAAGCCAGGACGAGGCGUUCAAGCGUGCGCUGGAAGCAACAUACUGGAGUGGAUAUUGGACGGCUGUGUAUCAUAGUCAGAACCAAAAGAAAGACACAAAAUCCAAAUCGGUUGAAGACGUCAAUGCAGGGGAGCCUGUUGACGCUGGUGAAAGAGGAGACGAAACCGCCUUUGACGCUGAGAUGAUGGAUAACGAUGUGAAGGCAAUUCUCGAUAUUAGUAAUGAUAGUACAUUCGACGGUGAAGUUGAUUCAAUUCAUGGGGAAGGUGAGGGAGGUGGAGAUGAGGAUGGAGAAAAUGACUCUUUGGCUUCAAGUACCGAAGGAGACUUGGUUUCUACCCAGCGAUGAUAUGCGUCCUACGAAGUUUUUUUACUAUGUAGGUGAGUGUAUACAUCGCAUCUUUCUGAGCUCGCGCCCGAGGCGCUAUCAGGUAGCGUGGUUUGUACGCGACGCCAUCGAUUCAUUAGUAAUAAUAUUCAUCCAAAGAAUCCCAGCACAUGUACUAAGCUAUUAAAAUAUGAUAAUUUACAGAAUGAAUACUGCAA
Messenger RNA from Lentinula edodes (shiitake mushroom), 1250 nucleotides. RefSeq lists its product as uncharacterized. The coding region runs from base 58 to 1053 and encodes 331 amino acids. NCBI's taxonomy places the organism in Eukaryota, Fungi, Basidiomycota, Agaricomycetes, Agaricales, Omphalotaceae. The record is from RefSeq and is a predicted model, not a curated record. The transcript is spliced from 5 exons.